GGCGUGUGCGUUGCCUUUGUGUGUGUCUUUUGCAGUCGCUCUGCACCAAAGCGGCUUCUUCUCCUUCUUCCCUCGGAUUCGACGCGUGGAUUGUUCUCGCGUGUGAGUUUCUCCCCCCCCACCCCCCCUGUUAUGCGACAGUGGACUACGGCGUUGCUUUUUGUUGGAUGCGUGGACGCAAAACGCGGCGUGGCAAGGGACGCCUGAUUGCGAAACAACCCCCGAGGAAGCUUCUGGAAAACUCAGCGACCGCCCGAACCCCUCGUCGUCAUCGCCAUGGAAACGGCUAGCCAGAGACGCAGCGGGCGCAGCGCCGUCUCGCCGGCCCGCAUCACCCGUCUUCAGGAGAAGGAGGACCUGUGCAACCUCAACGACCGGCUGGCCGUCUACAUCGACAAGGUGCGCUCGCUGGAGGCGGAGAACGCGGGCCUGCGUCUGCGCAUCACCGAGUCCGAGUCGCACGUCAGCCGAGACCUCAGCGGCCUGAAGGCGGCGUACGAGGCCGAGCUGGCCGACGCCCGCAAGACACUGGACCAGGUGGCCAGGGAGCGAGCCCGCCUGCAGCUGGAUCUCGGCAAGGUCAAGGAGGAAUACAAGGAGCUCAAAGCCAGGAACGGCAAGAAGGAGUCUGACCUGGAUGCGGCCCUGGCCCGCCUCCGGGAUCUGGAGGCUCUGCUCAACUCCAAAGACGCCACCCUCAGUACGGCGCUGGGGGAGAAGCGCACCCUCGAGGUCGAGGUCAAGGAUCUCAAGGCUCAGGUGGCCAAGUUGGACGGUGCCCUGGCAGACGCCCGUCGUCAGCUUCAAGAUGAGAUGCUUCGUCGUGUGGACGCUGAGAAUCGUCUGCAGACGGUAAAGGAGGAGCUGGAGUUCCAGAAGAACAUCUACAACGAGGAAAUCCGCGAGUCCAAGCGUCGCCACGAGUCUCGCAUGGUGGAGAUCGACAGCGGGCGGCAGCUGGAUUUUGAGAGCAAACUGACAGAGGCGCUGACCGAGUUGAGGGCUCAGCACGAGGAGCAGGUUGGACUGUACAAAGCAGAGCUGGAGAAGACGUACAACUCCAAGCUGGAGAACGCCCGGCAGUCGGCCGACAGGAACAGCCACUUGGUGGGCGCCGCGCACGAAGAGCUGCAGCAAACGCGCAUUCGAGUGGAGGGCUUGACGGCUCAGCUCAGCCAGCUGCAGAAGCAGCUGUCCCUGAGCGAGGCCAAGGUGCGCGAGCUGGAGGAGACUCAGAGCCGGGAGCGCGACGUGAUGCGGCACCGGCUGGAGGAGAAGGAGCGCGACAUGGCCGAAAUGCGACUACGCCUGCAGCAGCAGCUGGACGACUACCAGGAGCUCCUGGACAUCAAACUCACCCUCGACAUGGAGAUCAGCGCCUACAGGAAGCUGCUGGAGGGCGAGGAGGAGAGGUUGCAGCUGACCCCCAGCCCCCCGCCCAGCCGGGUGGUGGUGACGCGAACCUCUGGCUCGUCCCACAGCCACAGCCGCCUGCUUCACGCCACCCCGGCCGCCGCCUCCAGCAGCCGCACGUCGUCCGGCGCCGCCAAGAAGCGCCGGCUCAACGACGACGACAGCGACACCUCUAGCGUGAUGGCGGCCGGCGGCACCGUCACCAAGACGCGCAUCAUCCAGCACGCCGCCGCCAGCGGGCGCGUCACCGUGGACGAGGUGGACCAGGAUGGGAAGUAUGUGAAGCUUAGCAACAAGAGCGACGAGGACCAAUUACUAACCAGCUGGCAGUUGAAGAGACAAGUGGGGGGCGGCACCCCCGUCGUCUACAAGUUCCCCCACAAGUUCACCCUGAAGGCCGGAGCCACCGUCACCAUCUGGGCCGCAUCGGGCGGCGGUACCCACGCCCCCCCAUCAGACCUGGUGUGGAAGAGUCAGGACUCGUGGGGCACCGGCGACAUCCUGCAGACCGUCCUCAUCAGCGCUGCUGGAGAGGAAAUGGCCAGCAGGAAAGUAACCCGCACUCUCUUCCAGGAGGAUGAAGAUGACAUGGGAGCUCACAGCACCAGCGGCGAGAACGAGUACAACCUGCGCAGCCGCACCGUCAUCUGUGACUCGUGCGGCCAAACGUCAGAUCGCGGCCACGGCAGCGGCGGUCUGUCCGAAGGCAUCGUGGGACAUUCCUUUUUCAUGGCUGACAGUCAGCCCAGACAGAGUCGCGUCCAUCCUGAGAACUGCGUUGUCAUGUAAAAGCAGACUUGGCCCCGCCUCCUGUUGCACACUUCUUAGUGUCACUGCUGGGAUGUUUUUUUUUUGUUGGUUUUUUUCUUUUUCUUCCUUUAUUACCACAUAAUAGUUUUCUCUUUUUUUAUAUCCACUAUGGACUUCUCUGCUGCUUGGAAGUUGCCUGAAGGUCACAGGAGCUUUCCUGUGUGUAAUCGACUUCCUGUAUGUUACUGCAUGUGUGCUAAUGCUUGCGUGCGCGCACACGCGCGUGCUCAAUUUAGGCAAGUGCAUUGUCUGUGGCUCACCUUUAAUGCUGUCAAAAAUCAAUGCGCACAGAUUGUGAACGUCCAUAGACAUGCACACAUGCGCAUUAUUGAUAUUGUUAGCCUAAUAGCAUAAUUCCCAGUCAUUUUUAACUUUGUUGCAAUAUUUAAUAAAAUAUACUUGCUUAAAAAAAAGUAUUUUUUUCUUGUUUUCUGAUUAUGUUCAAAUAUGAAAUGGGCAACUAUGCUAUUAGCUAAUGACAGACAUGCAUAAAUACACAAAUAUAUAUUACACAAAAUGAAGCCAAUGUGGCUUGUUUUGUGAUGCUUUUGACUCAUAAUCCAGAAAAAAACUUUUCCUUUUUUAUUUUUUUAAAUUGCUCCUGAUAUAAAGGUUUUGUGAUCUCGGAAUUUGUUUAUUUUUAAAAAAAAAUUUUUUACAAGUCAUUUUUUCUUCACUUCCCAGCUUGCCUUUUUUCCUGAAUAUUUUUAAAAGCAAUUUAAAAAAAUAUAUAUUUUACUAACGCCAAAGCUGCGUGGUGACGGAGACUUUUACGGGUGUCCUCAUAUGUGCCUGGUGCCACAUGUUAGCAUAAUCAAUACUGUUGGCGUGCCUUUCUGAUUUUUCGCUGACUUAUUUUGCUUUUUUCCUGCAACUUGUCUUGAUGGAACAUUUUGUACUGUACUGUAUUCAAGCAGCUUCUUAGCCAAAGAAAGCAUAGCCAAGCGCUUAUUGGAAAAUACUUGAUGGCUGUAAUUUUGUAGUUUCAAGGAGUUUUUUUUUAAUUUGUUUUCGGUGCUAUUAUGCUCCCCAAAAGUGCCUUCCAGUCAUAUCUAUAUUGGACGUUUUGAAAUCUGCCAAAUGAAAUGCUUGCUGUUUGAGAGAUCGUGUUUGUCUUGAUCAAAGCCAUAUUAGUCAAUGUUGGAUUAUAUUUGUGCUUCUUUUCCAAAUAAAAUAAAAAAUGUG
Molecule: messenger RNA, 3408 nt
Organism: Phycodurus eques (leafy seadragon)
Lineage: Eukaryota; Metazoa; Chordata; Actinopteri; Syngnathiformes; Syngnathidae
Gene: lmna
Product: lamin A
Exons: 13
Coding region: 277-2202 (641 amino acids)
Source: RefSeq, a predicted model, not a curated record